Molecule: messenger RNA, 690 nt
Organism: Wallemia ichthyophaga EXF-994
Lineage: Eukaryota; Fungi; Basidiomycota; Wallemiomycetes; Wallemiales; Wallemiaceae
Product: Sedoheptulose 1,7-bisphosphatase
Exons: 5
Coding region: 1-690 (229 amino acids)
Biological process (GO): ribose phosphate biosynthetic process
Molecular function (GO): sedoheptulose-bisphosphatase activity
Source: RefSeq, a predicted model, not a curated record
AUGGGAGGAGACAGCGCAAAUAAGCAGCCAUUCCCGCGAGUAUUUGUGAUACGCCACGGCCAAACCGAGUGGUCGCAAAACGGACGCCAUACCGGAACUACGGACAUAGGGCUAACGCAGCAUGGCGCCGAGGUCGUUGAGAAGCUUGGGCCACGCGUAGUGGGCGAUGCGAAACUCAUCGACCCUGGGCGUAUAUCUCACGUAUUGCUCUCCCCAAGGAAACGCGCCAUCGAUACUUUCACGCUGCUGUUCAAGGAUAACUUGCCCGCAGUCGCUGAGCGCGAGAUUGUGGAGGAUGCCAGGGAGUGGACUUACGGCGACUACGAGGGACUCAAACCGGCCGAAAUUAAGGCGCGCAACCCCCACCACUGGAUUUGGACAGAUGGUUGUCCGAACGGGGAGAGUGCAGCGGAUGUCUCCGCGCGUGCUGACAACUUGGUUAGGAAAAUUAGAGAUAUACACGCUGCACACCUCCUCGACAGAGAGCGUGGUGUGGAAACCAAGAGCUCGGGCGAUGUAGUCAUCUUCUCCCACGGCCACUUUAGUCGUGUGUUUAUUUCACGUUUUCUCGGAUUCGGUAUUGGCGAAUUUGGACCCAAGAUCGUCGCUGAAGCUGGCGCUGUGCAGUUGCUUGGCUACCAGCAUAAUAGCCUCGAUGAGCCAAGUAUCUUGGCUAUGAACUUGCAGUAG